Condylura cristata (star-nosed mole) is the source of this 1562-nucleotide messenger RNA. Its product is annotated as suppressor of SWI4 1 homolog. Gene Ontology annotation, cellular component: preribosome, large subunit precursor. The record is from RefSeq and is a predicted model, not a curated record. The transcript has 12 exons. Gene Ontology annotation, molecular function: rRNA binding. Gene Ontology annotation, biological process: ribosomal large subunit assembly; rRNA processing. NCBI's taxonomy places the organism in Eukaryota, Metazoa, Chordata, Mammalia, Eulipotyphla, Talpidae. Bases 38 to 1420 code for a protein of 460 amino acids.
GACACUGUGGUGGAGACCUCGUGGAGGACGCGGCGGGAUGGGGCAGUCAGGGCGGUCUCGACACCAGAAGCGCGCGAGAGCCCAGGCGCAACUCCGCAACCUCGAAGCCUACGCCGCUCAGCCGCACUCGUUCGUGUUCGCUCGGGGCCGCGCAGGUCGCGGUGUCCGGCAACUCAGCCUAGACUUGCGGCGGGUCAUGGAGCCACUCACCGCCACCCGUCUGCAGGUACGGAAGAAAAACUCUCUGAAGGAUUGUGUGGCAGUGGCCGGGCCCCUUGGGGUCACACACUUCCUGAUCUUGAGCAAAACAGAAACCAAUAUUUACUUUAAACUGAUGCGCCUCCCGGGAGGCCCCACUUUGACCUUCCGGAUCAAUAAGUACACACUGGUGCGAGACGUGGUCUCCUCCUUGCGCCGGCACCGCAUGCAUGAACAACAGUUUGUGCACCCCCCCCUCCUGGUGCUCAACAGCUUUGGCCCCCAUGGCAUGCAUGUGAAGCUCAUGGCCACCAUGUUUCAGAACCUGUUUCCUUCCAUCAAUGUGCACAAGGUGAACCUCAACACUAUCAAGCGCUGCCUUCUUAUCAACUAUAACCCAGACUCCCAGGAGCUGGAUUUCCGUCACUACAGCAUCAAAGUUGUCCCUGUGGGUGCAAGUCGUGGGAUGAAGAAGCUUCUCCAGGAAAAGUUCCCCAACAUGAGCCGCCUUCAGGACAUCAGCGAGCUGCUGGCCACGGGCGCGGGGCUGUCAGAGAGUGAGGCAGAGCCAGACGGUGAGCAUAACAUCACUGAGCUGCCACAGGCCAUCGCCGGGCGAGGCAACAUGAGGGCACAGCAAAGUGCUGUCCGCCUCACUGAGAUUGGCCCUCGAAUGACACUGCAGCUCAUCAAGAUCCAGGAGGGCGUUGGGGAAGGGAAUGUGCUGUUCCACAGUUUUGUGCACAAGACGGAGGAGGAGCUGCAAGCUAUCCUGGCAGCCAAGGAGGAGAAGUUACAACUCAAGGCCCAGAGGCAGGACCAGCAAGCCCAGAACGUCCAACGCAAGCGGGAACAGAGAGAAGCCCACAAGAAGAAGAGUCUGGCAGGCAUGAAGAAGGCAAAGACAGUUGAUGGGGACAGUGAUGCUGAGGACCCUGGGGCUCCACCAGAGGCAGAAGGGGCUGGCCUGCAGGAAGAAGAGGAUGAACUGGAGUAUUUCCGUCAGGCGGUGGGCGAGGAGCCUGAUGAGGACAUGUUCCCAAUGGCAGCCAAGAAGAGACAGCCCUCCUGGCUCCCAGGCAAAAAGCAGCGGGCAAAGAAACAGAAGCUGGAUCAAGGGGGUGACCGGAGGCCUCCAAAAGCCAAGGGCAAGCCCUGGAGGGCUGGCCGAGACCAGAGACGUGGCCAAGGCCACACGCGGCCUUCUAAGAAAGUGCCUUGAGUCUGAGCAGAGCAGCCUGUGGAAUGCCCCAGAUUGGGGCCUGAGAGACACUACCCUGGACUCCUUCAGUCUCCAGGAACAGCUCUCAGUUUCCUUUCAUAAAGGAUGUUUCCCCCAACCUCACACUCCAAUAAACAACUGG